GCUUUCAGUUAAAUUUUUGAGCUGGUCGCGUGCAGACGUCACGCUUUCGCUAGAAAUUAUUAUCACAUAUAUUACAUGCACACACACACACACACACACACGCACGCAGAAGCACACACACUCACAGAGAGACGGACGCUAGCACAGGCAGUAAUAAGAAUUCAGAAGUUUUCCUCAUACAGCAGUAGAGUCAUUUAGGUAAGCUCUUGCUCUAGCGCCUCAACCCUCCGACCACAACUCUUUGCUCUGGGGCACUGGUUUCUGGCAAUGGCAACAACAGCAACAUCAACAGCAACAGGAACAGCAGCAGCAGCGAGCGUUGCUCCCUAGCGGCAGCAUGCCAAAUUAUUUAUAAAACGCAGUCAGCCAGCAACUAGUAAAUAAGCCAGCCGACUUGAACGAGUGAAAGUGAAAGUGAAAGCGAAAGUGAAAAGACUAGCAUUAUUAUACGUAAACAGAAGGCAGUUAACAAGAAAUUGCGUAUACGCAGCGUUAGCCCUAGACGGAAACCGCACACACAAUAACAACAACAGCUACAGAAACCAACAAUCAGACAGACUACAUAACAUACAUACCGUAUACCUAGAUAUAUAUACAUAUAUACAGUUAUAUAUACAUAUAUAUACAUACAUAUAUACAUUACGCGCGCGUGUGUAAACGUUAAAAGCUUCACAGCUUUGGGUGCUGGCAAAAUGGUGCAAACAACUGCAGAUGGCGUCGACUAUAAGGAGCGGCUCAUUGCCAGCGUUAAGAAGGAGGUGAAGCAACUGAUGGAGGAGGCGGUCACCAGGAAGUAUGUGCACGAGGACAGCAGCUCGGUGACAUCGCUCUGUGCCGCUGUCGAGGCCUGCCUCAGCCAGGGACUGCGCCGUCGUGCCCUGGGCCUGUUCAAGACCUCAUCGACGACAGCGCUGUUGCACAAGAUAGCCAAGACCUGUGCCGAGGCGGAGCAUAUCAGCAAGCUGGUCCAGGAGAUCGAGGCCAGCGAUCCCAACAAGCGUUCUUCGUCGAGCAGCGACAGCUUCAAUCGGCCGCCAAUGCUCAAGAAGAGCAGCAGCAACUCCAUGUCGACCACCAAUGCAACCACAUCAACCGCAUCCGGCUCCACAUCCGCCUCGGUAACGGCAUCGGUGUCAGUCAGCGCCAGCACCUCGAGCAUGUCGUUGGUCACCAUGAAAUAUCUAUGGAUACGCUUGGCUUUGUAUGAGAAGCGUCUGACCAAGAUCAUCGAGUAUCUGGUGAGCAACGCGCAGAGCUAUUAUGAUCGCGAUUCGUUGGUGGCCGAUCCAGAUUAUGGUUCUAUACUCAGCUCCCUGCUGGUGGGUCCUUGCGCCUUGGACUUUACGCGUGCCAAAACUGCCGAUCACUAUUGGACCGAUCCGCAUGCCGAUGAGCUGGUGCAACGUCAUCGGAUCAGCUGUCGUCGCUCCUCUUCCACCUGUUCGCGGCCAGCGAUAAUAAACUUUAAACGUAGCUUGAACACCAGCUCGGAUGAUGCCAGCAGCUGUUCAUUUAAAUCGAUUGCUUCAGCCACGGUGGCCAAGGAUUAUGUGGAGUCACUGCAUCAGAAUGCGAAGGCCACGCUACUCUAUGGCAAGAACAAUGUGCAUGUGCUGCCCAAGGAUGUGUCCGAGCUGAUGCCCGGAUAUUUGAGUCUGCACCAGCACAUCCAAACGUUGACCAUCAAAUGGACACCAAAUCAGCUAAUGAACGGCUACAAUGACACCGACGACGAGGAAAUCGACAAGGAGGCCUACUGGGCACAUGCGCUCAACAUCAAUGUGGACGAGAUUGUCUAUGUGCACUGUCAUCAGAGUCGCGGCGAGGACAGCGGCGGCACAGUUAUACUGGUGGGUCAGGACGGCGUACAGCGUCCGCCCAUCCAUUUUCCGGAGGGCGGGCACAUGCAGCAGUUUCUCAGCUGCUUGGAAACGGGUCUGCUGCCGCAUGGCCAGCUCGAUCCGCCACUCUGGUCGCAGCGCGGCAUUGGCAAAAUGUUUCUUUGGCCGAAAAGCAUGCGCCGUCGCAUUCUGCCCUCGGUCAUGGAAUCGGUGGAUGAGACGCCCAUUGAUUAUGUCUUUCGCAUUGUCAGCAAGAGUCGGCACGAGGAGUUUGCUGCUACGCAUUCCAUUCUGGACUUUGUCCGCAGCACUCCAAGGCGUGCUCAACUGAGCAGCUGCUCCACUACGGGCAGCAGCGACUGCUCGAAUAAGAGCUUAUCCAUUGAUCAGUAUCCGAUGGAAUCCCCAUUGCUGCAGCAGCACAACCAAAACGCCAGCAUCGAAAUGGUCUGCUCCACGAUGCGUCGUCAGAUUAUCUCGCGCGCCUUCUACGGCUGGCUGGCCUACUGUCGGCAUUUGUCCACCGUACGGACACACCUGUCGGGUCUGGUGCACGGACGCAUAACACCAGAGAUGAAAGCCGACGAGGAGGGCCUGACCAAGGAGCGCUGGGAACUGCUCAAUGCGGACGGCAUGCUAAAUAACUCUACGGAGUUUUAUCGCCUGAUCUACUUUGGCGGAGUGCAGCCGGAACUGCGUAAGGAGGUGUGGCCGUAUCUGCUUGGCCACUAUGCAUUUGGCACAACACAGGCGGAGCGAACCAAGCAGGAUGAGACGUGCAAACACUACUAUGAGACCACAAUGAGCGAGUGGCUGGCCGUGGAUGCCAUUGUGCAGCAGCGGGAGAAGGAGAAGACGGCGCGGGCAGUGGCCAAGCUCAGCUCUGGCAGUAAUAGCGGCAACGAGCGUACGGUACGCGCCGCGGAUCUUGAUGCUGGCGGUGAGCUGGAGAACGAGGUGUUUGAAGACAUUUCGGAUAUAUCCGAUCCGGGUGAUCUUGAGUUUGAUGACGAGCAACGGCAGCAACUGCAGCAGGAGACGGCCGGCGCCAGUGUCACGCAUUUGAGCGUGAAGCCAAUACCCCGUGCCAUGAAAACCAGCACAGAUUCCGGUCAUGUCGACGAAGGCCUGGAUGACCUAGACGAAGAGGAAGAGGAAGAGGAGCAGCAGCAGCAGCAGCAGCAGCAGCUGCAAGAGAAAAUGAAAAACAAGCAAGAAGAGAAACAAGAAAUGACAACAAACAUGUCGGUAGCUGACAAGAAGAUCGCAGCCCAGUCGCUGGACAAGGAGGCACAAGCAAGCUGCUCAACUUCAACCACAUCCUCGUAUGAGACAGUGGGUGGCGUGCCGCAGCCAGGCGACACCCGCAGCGUACUCAGCCCAGAGUUUCUUAGCGCCGAUGAUCUGCAGGCCCAGCUGCCCGACGACGAGGAAGGCGCACAGCCACAGCAGGCAGCUGCUGUCAUCAUUACGAAUGCUUCUGUGGACAUUGCCAACUGGGAGCGCAGUCCCAAGGCUGGCGCCAAUAGUCAGAUGCCGCCGCUGAGCGAACAGUUUGAGAACGGCGCCAAUGCGCCCAACCUGGAUGCACUGCAGCAGCCAAAAUCUAGCUGCGCCUCACCAGCCAGCUCCAAUGGUGGUGUUUACAGCAGUGAGCUGCUGGAACAGUUUGGCCUAAAUCUGCAUCGGAUCGAGAAGGAUGUGCAGCGCUGCGAUCGAAAUUAUUGGUACUUUGCCAGCGAGAAUCUGGACAAGCUACGCAAUGUGAUAUCGACGUACGUGUGGGAGCACCUGGACGUGGGCUACAUGCAGGGCAUGUGCGAUCUGGUCGCUCCCUUGCUGGUCAUCUUCGAUGAUGAGUCGCUCAGCUACAGCUGCUUCUGCAAGCUCAUGGAGCGCAUGAUCGAGAACUUUCCCAGCGGUGGUGCCAUGGACAUGCAUUUCGCCAAUAUGCGCUCGCUCAUCCAAAUACUCGACUCAGAGAUGUACGACCUGAUGGACUCGAAUGGCGAUUACACCCACUUCUACUUCUGUUACCGCUGGUUCCUCUUGGAUUUCAAGCGUGAGCUUAUCUAUGACGAUGUCUUUUCCACCUGGGAGAUCAUCUGGGCAGCCAAACACAUUGCCUCCGGGCAUUUUGUGCUCUUCCUGGCGCUGGCGCUGCUCGAAACCUAUCGCGAUAUCAUCUUGUCCAACAGCAUGGACUUUACAGAUGUCAUCAAGUUCUUUAAUGAAAUGGCCGAGCGGCAUAAUGCCCAAGCGGUGCUCCAGCUGGCGCGAAGUCUGGUCCUGCAGCUUCAGAUGAUUAUUGAGAACAAGUAGAUCGAUUUAUAAUAAACAUUAAGUAGCAACAAUGCUUAUAUAGUA
Molecule: messenger RNA, 4208 nt
Organism: Drosophila virilis
Lineage: Eukaryota; Metazoa; Arthropoda; Insecta; Diptera; Drosophilidae
Gene: tbc
Product: trabuco
Biological process (GO): activation of GTPase activity
Molecular function (GO): GTPase activator activity
Source: RefSeq, a predicted model, not a curated record